Messenger RNA from Monascus purpureus, 2814 nucleotides. NCBI's taxonomy places the organism in Eukaryota, Fungi, Ascomycota, Eurotiomycetes, Eurotiales, Aspergillaceae. The record is from the annotation of a GenBank genome assembly.
CAAAAAGAGUGCUGACAAUGUGGUAUUACUAUUAGACCCUGCUGAAAAAUGCUCUUCUCCAUCACUGCUUGAAGAACCUCUUUUUCUGCGAUUUUCUCUUUCGUUUUUUUCCUUCUUCCUCUUCCUCUUUCUGUCCUUUCUGUUUUGCCCAUCCUGUUCUGCUCUCCUAUAUCGGCACCGGCAUUGUAUGCCAUCAUUCCUGCCUCCGGUUGACUCAUUCCAUCUAUUCAUCUCCAUCCUGCAGUCCAGUUCCUGCAUACUUCUUAAGUUCUUACUACUUACUCUCCACCUCCAGCUUCAUCCUGCCAUCACGUCAGCCUUACCCUCCAUUGAUCUGCGGUCAUAGUACCAUCUCAGCUGCUGAUGGCGUAAAAGCACGCUUCGAAUCAUGCUCAUUGUGCCAUUCGUUCCUCCAGAUGCCUCUUUCAUGAGCUUUUUUUAAGCUUGAGCAUCCAUCACACGACUUGUCCUUCUUAUCAGUGUCAGCUUAGCCAGCCUUGUAACCAGGCUUCUUCUGUGAACUCCCGUUUCUCAGCAUCCUGUUCACAGCUAUCACCAUCCAUUACACCUCUGUCUCCAGCUGGGUGCUUCUUAUCGUGGCAAUCGUCAUCACGGCCAUAUUGGACCUGCCUGCUAUUCAUUCAAUCCUGCGAAGUUAUUGCAUCGCCAUCUCAAGUCUUAUUUCCCAUCUUCUCUACCCAGGAUGGAGCAGUCCUUGUCUCUCAUCUCUGCCCAGGUCCAGUUCCUGAACGACAGGCUGGCUUUGGUUCAUAUCCCGCUGGAUAUCUACCCCUACUUCCUUCAGCCAAUCCUCCAGCUCAUGUUCCAUGAGGUGUCUCCCAUCGAUGGCCACCAGACGGAUGAUGCCAACGAUGACCAGCCCGCCUUCUUAAAUCUUUCUAUCACCCCUGUCGAGUGCUCUGUGAUGUGUCCGAGGCAUCUGGCUGAUCGGUACUUCGCCCCGCUGGUUGAGCAAUUUGGAAAGGUCAACGCAUUUCCGAGGAACUGCGUAUCUAUCAGCGAAGAUGACUACAUCGCCAUGCAGGUUUACGGUGAAGGUCUGGACGCAGGACAACGAGUACUGGAACUAACAAGCCCGUUGGCUAUGGCGGGAAUCUCCAUAUUCUUCAUUUCAACCUACUUCUCGGACUACAUCGUCGUUCCCCUCCGUUCCAAAGCGCAGGUUAUCCGGGCUUUGGAGAAGCGUGGUUUUCAAUUCGAAACGUCCACAGACGCUUUUGUCAAUGGCAAUCAUAUUCAUUCCAACAGCAACGGGUUUGGCCUCGGCUCACCACGCUCUCCCACCAGCCAAAACUCUCCGCCUCCCACACCACCGCCGUCCACACUGGAAGAGCUGCAGACUCGCACAUUUUGCUCUUUACGAAAACAUCACAUCGUGCCGUCGGUGGAUAAAUCUCUCCGCCUGGUACAGUGCGCAGCCCACCACCGGUACAGCAGCAACUCUAGUUCCACAUCCAUCCUUCGCCCAGCCCUUACCACAGCAUUACUCGUGGACAAUCCCCGAUUCCUGUCCUUGACAUUAACAGCGACUGACCCAGCAGCAUCCCUCCUGCUUGAAAAGCGGCUCCUGCCUCGAUUCUCGGACGAUCCUUCCUCGCUCGUGGAUCCGGAGGGAGAAACAAGUGUCCUGCUGGGGUCGAAGGAGGAUGUUCUCGUACCUAUUACUCUCGAUCUGCGCGACCUCCCUCUCGAGGCGACGGGCAUUGUCUGUGGUGUAGCUGGCCGGUUGGCAGCAGCCACGCAUGCCCAAAAGGCCCAUGCUAUUAACUUCCCUAGCUACCCGGAAGACAUGGCCCAGUCUUUCGUCUCGUCUAACUCGUUCUACGAACGGCAAUCAUCCAGUAGUGACCUUAUGACAUCCUCACAUCAUCUUGAACCGGACUUGGACACCUCUUUGGACGCCGUCGAGAUCAGUUUUCUCAGUACCGCUCGAGCUGGAACCGUCAUCGUCGGUGAGCCGGAACUUGACCGUGCUGUGGAUGCACUGGAGGGCGAAAUUCGGGAGCCUGAACCAUUUUAAUGAGGCUGAGUACACGAAUUGUCUCGAAAAUAUCACGACAGUCGAUUAAGGAUGAAGUAUGCAUAUGCAUCUCAAAAACUUGGAGGGAGUUGAAGCCAGGAAAGGAGAAAAAAAAAAGGAGUCAAACCUCUACACUUCAGAUGAUCGAAACGCACUCUUUGCUAAAAAGGAAAAAUUUUCCAUCCCUUUACCCAGUUUCAGCUUUUGAGCGCAUCGAUAUCCCUCUUGCUACAGUCUUCUUUUCUUUCUUUCUUUCUUCCUUCCUUUUUUUUCCAGCCUGUUGUUUCUUGUAUCUUAUUUUUACCUCAUCUCGAAUUCCUUGCAUGGAUGGAUUGGAGUUUGGUCUGGGAGAUUGGAAACCAUAAAAAGUUUGUUUUUGGUCUUUUUGCUAUGUGGAUUUCCCUCUUGGUUAAUAUUGCUAUUUUCUAUCUUUUUCUUUCCUGGUUUCAUGAAAUACACUGCCACUGACAUGGUGCAUCCAUGUUUUAAGUUUAAUCGCGAGUUAUGGGUAUGAAGAGGUUAGGAUCAGAUCCUUACAUAUGGAAAACCAGAAAAAAAGGGGAGGUAUCAUGAUGUCUAUCACAAUUGAAUACAUGAUAGGGAUAACAGGACCUAUUUUGUAUUUAUCUUUGUUGUUUUAUUCAAGGACUUCCUGGACAUUUCAUUGAUGUAUAUCUAAGAUUAUCAGAUGUUAGCAGAUUGUUACUUACAUAUGGUCAAUGAUCUAUCUAUUCAUUGGAUACAUCUACGCUAGACAGGUUGAAGGCUUUCCG